UACACUGAACCCAGCCAAAGGGGGAAAUGCUCACUUUCGCUUUCAGCUCUGCCUUUCUGCUGCUGAAAGCAGUGAAGAAGCAGCUGCAAACCAGUUGGGAUCUGCAGGAGAUCAUCAUCGGCCAUGACAGUUAUCUGUGGCCUUCUGACCCAGUCGAAGCAACCAGUGCCUUUAAAAAGUAUCUCUGUGGAUGUGUUGGUUCAGGGCUUCAUAGCCGAUGUGGUGUCUGAGCUUCAGUACAAGAAUGAGGAGAAGAACCCAGUGGAGGCUGUCUUUGUCUUUCCUCUGGAAGAUGAAGCUGCCGUAUAUGCUUUUGAGGGUGUGAUUGGAGGGACACGCAUUGAGGCCCAGAUCCGAGAGAAGAAGCAGGCAGAGCAAGAGUAUGAGGAUGCCGUGACCGAAGGCCGUGAGGCUUUCCUACUCGAAAGGGAAGAAAACACCAGUGACAUUUUCACCAUCAGUUUGGGGAAUCUUCCUCCUGAAGGGGAGGCCACACUGAAGCUGCGCUAUGUCCAAGCUUUAGCUCCAGAGCCUGAUGGAGCCAUCCGUUUUGUCCUGCCUGCUGUUCUGAACCCUCGCUAUGUGCCACGAGGAUCAGAAGGAGACAGUGUAACCAAGUCUGUACCACGGAUGCCCAAAGGACAACUUCCCUACACACUUAGUCUGAAUGCCACUGUAGAGUCCACUUAUGGCAUCAACCGUGUAGAAUCAAAAUGCACCCUUGACCCACUCCGCUACAUACUAGAGGACCGGACCAGUGCCCAGGUCUCCUUGGCUGAAGGGCAUCAGUUUGACCGAGAUGUGGAGCUCCUGAUUUAUUAUGAGGAUGUUCACAAGCCCAGUGCCUUCCUUGAAGCAGGAAAGGCCGGAGUUGCCCCUGGUUCGCUGAUGGGUGACCCAGCACUUUUGCUUACCUUGUAUCCCAAUGUCACAACCACGAAGACAGGUCAGAAUGCUACUGGGGAAUUCAUCUUCCUGUUGGAUCGUUCUGGCAGUAUGGAUUGCAAUACUGGACAUAGUCCUGAUUCGCCACCACGCAUCCAGAGUGCUAAGGAGACCCUGAUCCUCCUUCUGAAAAGUCUGCCUUUGGGAUGUUACUUCAACAUCUAUGGUUUUGGAUCAGACCAUGAUUCAUUCUACCCGCAAAGUGUCGAAUAUACCCAGCAGACCAUGACGGAGUCCCUAGAGCGUGUCAAGAAGCUGAAGGCUGAUUUGGGUGGGACAGAGAUCUUACAGCCUCUGAAGGCUAUUUAUGGCCAAUCCUGCCGUGAAGGACAUCCUCGGCAGCUUUUUUUGUUUACUGAUGGUGAGGUCCACAAUACAAAUGAGGUCGUAGCUGAAGUUAAACGUCACAGCGACUCCCACAGGUGCUUCUCUUUUGGGAUUGGCGAAGGAGCCUCCACUGCCCUCAUAAAAGGAGUGGCUCGAGCAGCCGGUGGAAGUGCAGAGUUCAUCACAGGCAAGGAGCGCAUGCAAGCCAAGGCAAUGCAGUCAUUGAAGAAAGCCCUUCAGCCAGCAGUGACAAAGAUUUCUCUCAAUUGGGACUUGCCUUCUGGUCUCGAGGCUGUGCUUGUCGGAUCUGGCCCUCAGGUCAUUUUCCAGGGACAGCGGUGCCUCAUCUAUGCUCAGAUUCGUGGACAGCAUCAGUCUUCACACUCCACAGAGGGUACUGCUGUCCUUCAUUACACCUUCCAAGAUCAGACUUUCAUGGAGAAGGCAACAUUCUCAGUUCACGCUUUGGAAAAGGAUAGGCUCCCUAUUCACCGACUGGCUGCUCAGACUCUGUUGCAGGAACUAGAGGGAGCUGGGGAGUUGGAGGAGGAAAAGAAACGCCUGGCCCUGGAGACAAGCCUAAAUUCUGGGGUGGUGUGUUCACAGACAGCCUAUGUUGGUGUCAACACAGAGCUGGGCAAACCGAUUCAAGGGCCUCUCAUCCAUCGAAAUAUACCACUAUCAAUGGGAUAUGGAGGUUUUUAUUCUGCACUACCGGGUGCUCUAGCGUGCCCUCCAAUGAUGGCAAUGUGUCCAAUGUCAGCAGUACAGCUCGGGCCUAGCAAAGGCCUAGCACUGUGCAGGAAACGCAGGUCACCAACUCCUAAGAAUCAGCUUUUAAUGAUGCUAAGCCAUGGUGCAGAUUUAUCAAGCAACACUGGACAGCCGCAGCAGGAUGGUGGAGCAAUAGAAAAAGAAUCACCACUCUUGAACAUGGUCUCGCUGCAGAACGCCGAUGGGUCUUGGUGCCUUGAUUCUGGAUUAGCCCACAUUCUAGGCCAGAGUGAGACCGCACUGAAAAAAAUACCUUCUCAGGUGUCUCCUAAUGUGUGGGCAACGGUGCUGGCCCUCCUGUGGCUCCAUUCCAAGGCUUUGGAGCAGAGGGAUGAGUGGGAACUACUGGAAGCAAAAGCACUCAGCUGGCUGCAGGCGACUUCAGGGCCUCAUUUGGGUGAAUGUAUAAAGGCUGGCAAUGCUCUUCUGGGAACCAGUGUCGGCCCCCAGGUGUUUGGGCUCUGAAGCUGC
Messenger RNA from Anolis sagrei ordinatus, 2517 nucleotides. RefSeq names its product von Willebrand factor A domain containing 5A (gene VWA5A). The record is from RefSeq and is a predicted model, not a curated record. Lineage: Eukaryota; Metazoa; Chordata; Lepidosauria; Squamata; Anolidae.